GUCCGAUAAACCAGCCUGCUCGGUCGUAUGGUCUGACCACCCCGACCAGGCAGGCGCGACCGUCAGUCCUGUCAAAACAUUCGCAUCAGCUGAUUGACCGGAUCGAGGGAUCACCGACCGCCGGACCGCACCGGAUGCGACAGAGCGUACACACACACAGUUGGGUGGAGUGCACGAAUGCUUAAGUGUCAUUUAUUUAGGCAUUUCUUAAUGGUAUGGGCUGGGAAACGAUCGCUUCAGAGCCCCAUAGUGCAUCUUAGGCCUCAGAGUUCACGAGAGGCCGACUCCGAACACUAACCAAGCCUGCAGAUAUGGCAUUAUGAGCAGCAACCGACAACCCCCCUUUGUCUGGAUGGAAACUUGCCAGCCGGCCAAGAUCGGGAGAAAGGGAAAGGGAAUUGUGUGAAAACGUACGCGCCGUUAGAAGAGCAAUUUUUCUGUUCAGUUUCAAUGGGAUCUGUUCUGCUUUCCUGGAGUGGGUCAUUUCCCCGUUCAUGAAGAUCAUGCCGCCUCUACUGCCAGUGCAAUCUCUUUACAAAACAUGCUUGCUUGUGAUUUUCAAUCACUUGCGAUGCCUCGUUCGUCAGAAUACUGAUUCUUUGGAGGCUCUUCGAGAACUGUUGCAGUCCUUGUUUCAUCGUGGUAUCCGUCAGAAUCUUAUUGAUAUAGCUACAAAGCGGUGCAGUUCUAGUGAUGCUUUCACACUCUUAGACCUCCUCAAAGUUUUGUUGGAUAAAUCCAUUAAGCACUUGGACUUAUCAAGGGGAGAUGACAGUGCUACCCUACAAGCAGACCAAUGUGCUCGCCUGUUUGAUUAUCUAGAACAAUACAAUGGUAUUGGUUUACAAGAGCUUGUUGUCAAGGUUCGCUUAACGAAUUCGUACCGCGGGGGAGUUGAAAGUAUAUCCCCUGGUAACUUUGCUCUUCAUCAUGUAUUACGUCAUGGUUUGGCAUCAUCUUUGCACACUUUAGUCUUGCACAGUGUGUGUGACAAUGAGACACUGCACUUACUUGGACAACAUGCUGUUCAUCUUAGUCACCUAGAUGUCAGCAGCUCCUGGCUUGUUGAUGACAGGGGCUUGCAUCAGCUCUUACUUAAGAAUCCAGAUGUAUGUUACUUUGAUUCUGAAGCGUUUGACACGGUUGAGGCAAUUUUCACCUCUAUGUGGGCUAUUUCUCACGCUUUUGGUGGACCACAUGUUGGAGUUAAUAAUUGCUGUUCAAGUCUACAAGAAGUCAGAAUCCAAGAUACUAAUACAUCUGAAAUAGGAGUAGCUUUGCUACUAUUGUUUGUUCCCAACCUGCGCUCUCUUGGUGGAUUCAUCUACUAUAGGAGUGUUGGAGAGGCCAUUAUAUCACUUUUACGACAAUCCCAGAAUACUCUACGUCUUUCUUUAAGUGAACUGUGGGAUACUCACAUGCCAUCCUUAAAAGCCUCAGUUCUAAGCAGAGCCCUACCAAAUCUAUCUAGCCUCUACACACGUGCUACAUGGCUCCCAACAUUAAACACUUUUCCUAAACUUUACUCUCUCACAAUUGAUUUUGAUUUUAUGGACUAUUCUCAAUCUCUUGAAAGAUUUCUCAGAGUAAUUCCCCAAAUGUUAAAGAAGCUUGUUUUAGUUGAUCAGGUACAUGCAGUUGAUUUGGCUAUGAUUGGGGAAUUGUGUCCUGGACUUGAAGAGGUAAGUGCCAAACUUGUUGGCUCAUGGGGCUCUGGAAGCAGGCAGAAAGCCUACAGUCUGUUGCCUUCACUUCAUACAUGUCGUGUGAGAAUCUUGAACCAGGAAACGUUCCGCUCCCUGCUUGUGCAUACUCAGAAACUUCACGUUUUUGAGGUUGUUAUGGAAAAAAUGCCUCAUGAUGAACCAAAUCUUGAUGAUGAAAUAAUAUCAUCUGCUUUGUCAGAGAGAGUAUCGCCACUUCAGCUCACGCGUCUCAUCAUAACUUCCAACUCCGGUUGUAAUUUAUCUUUCCUUAGUGUUCACCUUCUUGCUCAAGCUUGUCCCAAAUUGAAGUUGUUAGGUGAUCUUAAUUUGUGGAAAAUUCAGAAACGUCAGUUAGUGGAACUAACCAAUGAAAUAAUGGCAAAAAAUUGGGAUUUGCAGCUUGUUUGUAGGGGAGAGUUGUACCCAAGUGCAGUGUGGAGGAAUUUGAUGGAUAUUUAACUUUUACCAUUUUAAGUGUUCAAUAUUUUCAGACUGAGAGUAGGACCAUUAGUUUAAGAAAGUUUCUCAUUUAAUUUAUCAUAAUACUAAUUAAGAUUUGUAGUAACCAGUCCUGUAGACUUACUCUUUGAAUGGUUAGCAUUCAUGCACACUAUAAAAAAGGAAAAAUGUUCUAGGUGCGUUCUGAUGUUUUUGGAAUUUCUUUGCAACAUGAACUUGCACCUGCCUGAUUUUCUCCAAACCAAGGAAAAGUACUGCCUUCUUAUAGUUAAAACUGUUGAUAAAAAUUAUCAAUACAAUCAUACUAAAAGUAAGGUAUUUUUCAAAAAAAGAACUAAGUUUUUGAAGCAUAGCCAUUAGGUUGUUUAGUGGUCAGUUUCCUGAUCUCAAAUAUCUCAUUGACAAGGCUGAACUAAAUCUAGGUAGUUUAUACGUUCUUCAUAGAUUUUAGUCAAGUUCCACUUAAUCCUCCAUUCUUCUUGUGUUUUGAAAUUACCUGUCAAAACUACCAUGAGGACUCAUACUUUUGUUUCUUCUCUUUUUAUCAUUAUUUUCUUUUUGAACCCUUCUAAACAAAACUAUAAAUGGAUAUUUUGUUGAAAGCAAUUACGUAUGUAUGUGCUGUAGUUUAAAAUUUUCCCCCUUGUAUAAAAUGAUUGUUUUUUUACAUCUAAGGUUGUCUAGAUCUAGGCUGGAACUAAGCUCUAAAGAGCUUCCUGACUUUCUCUCUUGAUCCAUCCAGAUAUUAAAAUGAAAAUAUGUACUAUCUGACUCAACUUCUAUAAUGUUUGUAGCAAUAUGUUAUCUGUGAUAUUAGUUAUACUCACUUUUUUUGUUUUAGUUCAUUUGAUUAUUGUACCAGUAGUCCACAUAAGUGACUGUUUUGCCCCUGAAUAUUUGUGCAUGCAAAUGCAAACAUUUUAUUUGUAUUUUCGCCGAUUUCCAGACACUUUUCCCCAACAGUUUGUGGCAUUGCGACGCCCGUGUACCCUGCCGGGACAUAAUUAAUUAAUCAUAACAGCGCAUAGAGCGCAGUUUAGGGCCACAUCAGGACAAAUUUCCCGUAUUCUUUUUUCUAUUUUUCCUGAUUUUCCCUAGUGCUUUCAAGAGCUAUGGCCAUCAUGUCUGUAACUUGUUCAAGGAUUUUGUUUGCCUUCUUCAGAAUUUAGAUGGUCAAUUCGACUUUUGUCACAGGGUAAGUAGAUUUGUGGUUUUCUUUUGCUUCCAGUAUAUUGUGUGAAUGUGUACCUUUGUACUAGUUGUUUGAUGAAUUUAGUUUUUCUACCUUUUAUCUGCUGUUUUCUGUGGCAGAACAUUUUCUACAUAGUGAUCUCUACAUAAACUAGUAGUGUUAAUACCAAAUGGGUUUUGUAAGUACAAUAAAAAAUAAAAUAAAAAUG
Messenger RNA from Frankliniella occidentalis (western flower thrips), 3565 nucleotides. RefSeq lists its product as uncharacterized. The transcript has 8 exons. Bases 495 to 2165 code for a protein of 556 amino acids. NCBI's taxonomy places the organism in Eukaryota, Metazoa, Arthropoda, Insecta, Thysanoptera, Thripidae. The record is from RefSeq and is a predicted model, not a curated record.